UGGCGCUGCUGCUGCGGCCAGCGGCUGUCUCGUCUCGUCUCGUCUUGCCUCUGCUGGGACCGUUCCGUCCCUUUGCUGGCCAUUCUUCCCUACCUACCAGUCAUUGCGCUCAUUGUGUGACCCUUCCCUUGGUUUUUUCUUUUCUUUUUUCUUCUGUGUUUUUUUUUCUUUUUCUAUAUUUAUUAUAUUCAACAUCUACUUACCAUUCACAUCACCAUCACGAUCUUAUCUCAAAUUACCUUGCAACUAACCUGUGGCAGGCUCUCCUGCCAGGCUACUUUAGCUCACGCUCACUAGCAUGACCUGGUGAUGUCGUCCAGAUACCCUCCAUUGUCUGGGUUCAAUUCCCGUGAUCGUUCGCCCCAACGCUUCGGUGAUCGUCGACCCCCUGUUGGCCCCCGUGGCACGGAUGAUGCGAAUUUACCCCCGCUGGGCAGAGAACCCCCCCGGGGUCCCAAAGCCUUGAUCGAUCCCCCGCGAGGAGCCCCAUUCGGUGGGCGUGGCAGAGGUUAUCCGGGCCGUGGAGAUUUUCGGGACCGGGACCGCGACGUACGAGAUCGAGAUCGCGACCGUGAUCGCGACUUUCGAGAUAUUCGGGAUGGACCGCCACCCUUUCGCCGAGAUCUCGACCGGGACCGAGACUGGGGCCGCCGUGACCGCGACUUCGAUCCCCGUGAAUCGCGUAUCGGCUUUGGCCGUGGCCGCUCGCGCUCCCCGCCGCCUCCCCGCGACUUUCGCGAUAUGAGAGAACCCCUCGGACGAGAUGCAGACAUGAUUCGAAUGCGACGGGGCUCCCGAGACAGCAUGAUAUCGGUUUCAUCCGCAGUGCCGGAUGUCCCGUCCGGUGGCGGUCAUCACCCCCGCAGUGGCCCGCCCAUGCGUGGACGGGGCCGAGGUGAAUGGGACUCGGGACGUGGUCGUGGUCGAAUGCCGUACCUGGACGAUCGAGACUCCUUCAGACGUCGAAGUCGGUCACGAGACGCCCGCUGGGACCGGGAGCGCGAGCGCGAGAGGGACCGCGACCGGGAAAGGGAUCGGGAGCGUGAACGAGACCGGAUUUUAGAUCGCGAGCGGGACCGUGAUCGUGAUCGGGACCGCGACCGGGUCAUCCUCGAUCGUGAUCGCGAUCCUGAGCGGCGCGAGCGCGACAGGGAACGGGAGCUCGAACGACGGGAAAGGUUCGAACGGCGGGAGGAGGUGGACCGUCGGGUUGAACGCGAUGAACGUGACCGACCCGGCGACCAUUGGAAGCGCGAUCGUCCUCCCAGUCGCGCCGAGAAUCGAAUUCCGAGCAGCUCAACAGUGUCGUCGGUGACUGGGCCAACUGUCCUCCCGGUUCCCGGUCUGCCUGAACGGCUUCCAGACCAUCCACCCGCAGAGCCCCCUCGUAAGCCCUCGGGAGGAGAGGCACGUCGGGAUUCGCAACGCAUGGACCGCAUUGAACGUAUUGAACGCAUCGAGCGCAUCGAACCACCGGCGCCUCUCCCGGAGCAGCCAGCGAAGGACUUGGUUCCUCCUCCCGUGAAACGAUCCCCGCCCCCCGCUGCUCCCCAGGUGCCCGCAUUCGGUUCUGUCACCGCGCCCCUUCCCGAAAUUUCAGCCGAGAAACCUGAGAAGCCGGAGAAGCAGGACAAGCCGGAGAAGCCAGAGAAGCUAGAAAAGCUUGAGAAGCCUGGCAAGGUCGAGAUAUCCGAAAGACUGGAGAAGCCCCCGGUAGAUUCGACAUCAACAGCCACCGCAGCUACGAAAUCGGAGAAGGAACGGCAUGAGCUUCCGCCAAAAGCCCCAAUGCAUCCACCGACCGUGCCCAAAGCGGAGCGAGGUCCUCCCCAACAGCCGCUGGAGCAAAGGGUUCGACGUGAUGAUACGCGCCGUGAAGAAACGCCUGAUAUCCCGCCGAAGUCUGAGCCGGCUACCCGUCCCCCGAAGCCGCAUGUCCCAGCAGCAGCCGGCGGGCCGAAACCGACAGAUAUCUCACCUCCUACUGCUCCCGCGGCGAUGGUCCAGAAAGAUGCACCAGGCGCUCACGAAACACCGUCUCCAAGAAAGCUAGGGCCCACAAUAACCUCCCCAGAACUUGGACGGAGGCCAUCGGCCGCAGGGUCAGCCACUUCCCCGGGUCCGCACACUUCACCUCGGAUGCCUACAUCGAGUAUUCCUACCGGACCCCGUGCGCUUCAGCAACGCCCGUCAAUCUCUCGUGGCUCUUCGAAAGCUAUGAAACAAUGGGUGCGUGCGGGAUUCCCCAGCGCACCCUCUGGUCCAAGUGCUGCACCAUCAUCAAAGCGCGAUUCCAUCGAUGGAAAAGAGCGAAGUCUAUCACUUAGUGAAGAUCACAAGCUCGAGUCGCACAGCCAGGCCGAUGAGUCUGCCAACGGACUCGAGGCGGGUGAGAUUGUCGGCGAAGAUGAACCGGUAGAAUCAAAGCCUCAAAAACCCGCGGUGUCGUUUGAGUCGGCCAUGGACGUGGAUAUGCCCGAAAUUGUCGCGAAAACGCCAGCUGCCGAAGAGAAGCCUGCGGAAAAGGAAGUGCCCAAGGAGGCGCCCAGUGAGGCACCUAAGGAGGCACCGAAGGAAGAACCUGAAGAAGCAUUGAAGGAAGCACCCAAAGAGACACCAAAGGACCAGAGCACCGUCGUCAUACCGGAUUUUGGACGUUCAAGCGAUGAAGAAGAGGACGAGAAUGUUGUGUUUACACAAGACUAUCUAGAAGAACGGAAGCAGAUUUUCGAAAAGGAUAUGAAUGCUCUCCGUGCCGAGCUGCCGCCCCCACCAUUGGAAGACCCCAAUAUCGUGGCGCUACUUAUGCGCAUCCAGUAUUUGGGGAUGAUUGCCCAUGACCAGGUUCCUGAAAAGGCAUCCACACCUCCAGUGUUAGCUAAGGAUACCAAGAUAGCCAAGGAGGAACCAUCGGCACCCGAGAUGGAAAGUGAGCCGAAUGGCAAGGCUGAAGAACACGAGCCACCAGCAAAGGUGAUUUUGGAUUCUGUUCCUGCGGCCGAUGCACUUACUCUCGAGAGUCUGCCGUUUUUGAACUCUGGCCCACCGACACCGUUAUCGGACUUGGAGGUUUACCAGGAGAAUGCGGCCACUCAUGAACGUCUGAAAGACACCUUCCGCGACAUCAUCAUGAAACGUCGCAAGGACGUGGCGCGGAAGAAUGCCGAGUUGCGAUUGGAUUACCUUUCCUACUACAAGCCUUGGAGGCUGAAUGUGUGGGAGUUGGACCAUGCGAAGGAAAAGACUUCGGGUAGUCCCGGGCCCACUACACCACCUGCUGCCCCAGCCACGGCGACGCCUACACCUACGGUGGAAAGCGGAAGACGGUACAAGGGCAAUAGCGAACUGGACUUCCAAAAUGCCCUGCGCGCCUCUGAGAUUUCUGCCCAAGAAGAACUGGAGAGGCGUCGCGGCAACAAGGCUACUGCGCAGCCUGACCUCGCCCGCGAGGCUGUGAUUCCUGAGAUGCUUGAGCCCCCAGAGGUGAAGGCAGGCAUCUACAAAGACACCAAUAACAUCAUUGACCCAGAUCAGGCCAUGGAUGUCUUUGGGUUCCUACCACCUCGGAAUGAUUUCAGCCAAGAAGAGCACGAGAUCUUUACCGACGCGUUCAUGGCACAUCCGAAGAAAUGGGGCAAGAUUGCAGAAUCGCUUCCAGGACGGGACUUCCAGCAGUGUAUCAUUCACUACUACUUGACCAAAGAAGAGAUCAAGUACAAGGCCAAACUCAACAAACGGUGGAGCCGUCGUGGGCGUGCCCGGCGAUCUGCUCGACCCAAGUCCAAUGCGCUUAUGGCUGACCUGGGUGUUGUCAAACCGGACUAUGAAGGCGAAGAGGAGCCCGCUCCAGUCACCGAUACGGGCCGUCCUCGACGUGCCGCUGCCCCAACGUUCGGAGACUCGUCUGCCGAUACGGACAACAACGGCCGCCGUGGGAAUGCCUCCAAGGAUGGUGAGCAAGCAGAGAAGCCCAGUCGACGUGGACCUCGAAGCGGUACAGGCACGCGAGGUGGCCGACGAGGGAAGGCUGCCCAACAGCAAGCGCAGCAACAGCAGCAGCAACAACAGCAACAACAAUUGCAGCAGCAGCAGCAGCAGCAGCAGCAACAGCAGCAACAGCAAACACCACAACCUACCCCCUCGGAGCAAUCUCUCCAGAGCACGCCUGUUCCAGUGGCUGCCGCUGCCGUCACUCCUGCACCAAAGGUGGAGACUACGGAGCCAUCCAUGGAUGGAGCUACUGAAGCCCCGAUCGUGCGGCCCAAGGAGCCGCAAGAGCGAGAGGUAAACGAUGUGCCACCGCGCGCCAGGUCUGGUAGGGGACGUCCGAAGGAGGGCGUGUAUGUCUUCGAAUCCACUGAACAGGAGGCUCCAGCACCUGCCCGGCAGCCCGAGGUAGGCGGCUACGGGUCUCUACAGCCGACGAGUUACUGGUCGGUGCCUGAACAGCGCGAUUUUCCUUUGCUGCUGGCGCACUUUGGUCGUGACUUUGAGGGUAUAUCCAACUUCAUGAAGACGAAAACCACAGUCAUGGUUAAGAAUUACUUUCAGCGCCGCAUUGACUCGGGCCAGAAAGAUUUCGAAGAUAUCGUUGCCGAUGCAGAGGGCAAGAAAGCUCGUGGUGAGCCUACAGGUCCAUUGCCCGUUCCUAACUUCGCCUCUAAGCGGCGUUAUGAAGCUACACCAUCUUCUAUCAUCAUGCCUCGGCCUCUCGCCCCGCAUACUGAUACCGCGCCGGAUACAGAUGAUAGCCGGUUGGGAUCCAAGGGCAAACCCGCCAGUUCAACCCCCCAGCAGGCGCCUCUGCAGGCUCGCGCAGGCCAAGAGAAAGAGCGAAAUGUCUCUAGAUACCCACCGCUUGCGCAAGCCGCUAGUGCUCCAAUGGCAAGCGGCCCCAUGCUUAGUGAGGAUUCUGCUCGGGUCAUGAGCUCUCAGGCACCUUUGCCAUCGCGAAUGCAGGGACCCCGAAUGGGGUAUUUUGCCGAAGAACGACGAGAAGUCCCAGCAACGGUGCUGUCGCACACAGCUGCCACACGGCCCCAGGAAGCCCCCAUGUCCGUGCGACAAACUCCGGUAUCCGCAUCCGAGAUGGCGCGGCUGGAACCUCUCCAUGGCCAAGGGUUCCGACCCGCCAGCGUGGACGUGCACCGGUCACCAUUGCUUCCGGCACAAUCGGCGUUGCCAGGCUCGCAGCAGGCAUAUCUCCAACCUCAACAUCAACCUUCCUUGAUGCCUACAGGAUCCCACUCCCGUCAGCACAGCCUCACGAAAACGCCCAGCUCCCCGGCGCAACCGCUGCAGCGGCCGGAGCCGGAGAUAUCGCCUGUUCGACGUGAUUCUAUGUCGCAGCGGCCUUAUUUCGCAAUGCCAGGGCAUGUUGGCAUUCCUCAGUCCACCCCAAUCUUGUCGCCACCCAAGGAGCUGUCUCGACCUGGACCGCCUCCUGCGGAGCCGCCUGAGGCCCCUCGCGUGCCGGCGAAGCGGUCGAACAUCAUGAGCAUCUUGAAUGACGAGCCGGAAGAACCCCAGCCGCGCAAACGAUUCGCUGGCGACCCGUCGUCUUCGACACCCGCAGGGCAUACGGGGUCACCUUCUCGGCCUGUCUACGGUGGGAUGCAGUCACUCCCGCAACAGCCACCGCCACGUCAAGAGGAGACUGUUAUGUCAUCCCAGCAGAGAGCCCCAGCCUACGGUCCUCCAAGCCAGUAUUUGCCGCCAUCACGCGCCUACACAGACUACCAGUCCUACAGUUCUGUUCCAGGAGGCUCCGCAGCGCCUGCGAACAACGAUUGGAUGGCCCGGUUUGACCCUCGCGGACAGCCACCCCCACAACCACCGCAGGCUCCGUCGCAAUCGAGUAGCCGUCCUACCACCACGCUUGCCUCUCAGCCACCCUACUCCCCCUAUACGUCCACCCAAUCUUUAUCUAAUCCUUCCUUGCCGAACCUCACCGCUCCAUCUCCUGUCCCAACUCCCGCAUCAGUGACUGCGCAGCGCCCAGCGUAUCAUGGAUCCGCAUAUGCUCCUUCACCGGUGUCUCACGCACAGGCGACUGCGUCGUCCCGCGAACUGGCAGCACAAAGCCAGAUGUAUCGCCAGAGCAUCGGUUCACCCACCCAGCGUACCAGCAGCCUCGCUUAUGGUACCCGUCAAGGUCCGCCGACGCCGAUACAGUCUCCUGCGAAUCUGCUGGGGAUGGGAUCGCGACAGCCACCAGGCACGGUAUCGUACGCCUCGCCCGCGCCAGCCACGCCUGGAUCUAGCCAUAUGUCUGCGCAACAACAUGCGGCGCACCAGUCAUAUCAGCAGCACGUGCAGACCAUGGUCAGUGGGGCUCAUCAGCAAGCUGCGCACCGCCAGACGCUUGGAUUAGCUAGUGGGCCGUACGGUCACAACACUCCACCCCCGCAGGCAUCGGUCUCCCGGGCAGCGGGCUUGCCUGGACCGGGGCCGCAGUCGAUGUCGAUGGGUCGCUCCUACACACCCCCAGCAAUCUUGCAGCCCAGUCCUGGCGGAGGACUGAGCUAUGCGCCCAGUGGACCUGCGGCCGUUGGGUCGAUGCACCCCCUUCAAGCACGACCCGGGGGACCUGGAACGCUUGUGGAGGCGGUGCCGGGAGGUCACCCUACGCCAGGCCACCACCGAGUGUACAGUCAGGGGUCCAAUGCCGGGCCAUUGCCUGGGCCAAUGUCACAGCACCCACCUCGAUAGACUUGGAGUGAGAGGUGUUGAUAAUUUCAUCUCUUC
Molecule: messenger RNA, 6747 nt
Organism: Aspergillus piperis CBS 112811
Lineage: Eukaryota; Fungi; Ascomycota; Eurotiomycetes; Eurotiales; Aspergillaceae
Product: MYB DNA-binding domain protein
Exons: 2
Coding region: 310-6711 (2133 amino acids)
Biological process (GO): regulation of transcription by RNA polymerase II
Cellular component (GO): Set3 complex
Source: RefSeq, a predicted model, not a curated record